AUGCUAGCAACGAGCGAUGGGGUGUCGUUCGUCGCCCACAACAACGGGGAGCAAACGUCUGGUGGCACCGUUGGAACUUACAAGGGACGCAAGUUUGUUCCCACGAAAGACAAACCUGCGGUGGCGGCGGCGGAGAAGAGUAAGAUCCCGAAAAAUGUCAAUCUGGAAGACUUGCACCAGGCAAUGGAGGACGACUCCACAGCAGUGGAUGUACUCAAACGGGAGGUGCUUAUGGCGCAGGAGUCGGAAGCGAAGGAAUCAUUCGGGCAGCUGGAGAUGCUUCAGAGGACACACGACAAGCUUCGCUCUAGAGCAGACAGGCUCGAGGCCGUCCACGACGGUCUUUUCAACAAGCUAGAGGUUGUCAAGAAGACUCUCUUGGUGAAAAAGGUAGGAACGGAGCCGGAACGACAGCUGGCUAGACUCCAGGUAGAGCUCCGAGCCACCGACAAGAGGCAUCAGGACGCGAUGAUCACGAAGGAAACGACGGAGUUCAUCGUGAAAAGGAUAACCAAAGUCAACCAAAGGAUGAUGCUGCAGAGCGAAAGCCUCGCGGGGCUACAGCAGGUGAUGGAGGAGAGAAGCGUGCAGCUCUUCAACCAGGAGGAGCGAAUCCACCAGCGAGACGACCUGUUGACCAAGUCCGGUGGAGCCAUGCGGUCAGACGAGGAGGAGAGACUGGCGCGCACUAUCGUCGUGCGAAACGUCUACAGCAGCAUCCUUCAGAGGAAGGUGGAGGACGAGCAGAGACACCUGGGGGCGCUGGAAGACUCUUUCCAGCAGAUCAAGAACACCACGGGGCUGGCCGGUGUUGACGACAUCAUAGAAAGGUAUCAGAUGCGCGCAGGAAAGAACCAGCAGCUGCACUUGAUGGCGGAGGAGAUCCGUCAGCGCAUAGAGUCGCUCAGGAAGGAGAACCAUCAGCAGCGACAAUGGCGGGAUGAUCUACACCGCAGACAGGAGGCCACUUCCGGAAACCGAGACAUGUAUCAGGAAGUAGAUCUGAUCGACAUCGCCCUUGGGUCGGCUCGGAAGCAGUGCGACGACGCCAAGGAGAGAGCCAACAGGCUUAGCGUCACCGUUGACCGCCUCAGGGACGCUCUUUCUCGUUUCAUGAGCAAGGUGGACAGCAAGACCCACCCCGUUGCGCCGCAGUCUAAGAUGCCCGAGGUCUUCGCGCAGCUGGACUCGAAGAUAACCCACAUGAUGAAAGCGGUCAGCGCCGCACUCGUCAAGGAUGAUCGCGGCGGGAGCGGCAGCGGGGCAGGAGACUCGGGAGCAGCGAGCGGAGGCGGCGGCGGCGGGGGGGGCGGCGGGGGAGUCGGGGGCUCGGGCGGGGGAGGCGGAGACCCUUCGUCUUCCAAGGAUGUGUUCUCUAAGCUGGACAAUGCCAGCGUCACAAAGAUCCUGUAUGCGAACAUCAUGAGCACGGAGCCGGACACCUCACCGAGAAACGUGCGGGUGACGCCGACUAAGAGCGGCGACGCGGGUAUCGAAAAGAGGAUCAAGAUGAAGAUCCUGCUGGGGCCCGAGUACGUCUCGGACGAGGAGGAGCCCGAUUCCGAGGAGGAAAGCGAGGGAGAGCAGGAGGACGCGCGGGACACUUUCGUCGAUAGGACAACGGUCAAGAAGCUGGCGAAUCUCGUGCUUGGGAGAGAUACGAAGACCAGAGGUACGAGGAGAAGAAGACUCCGCAGGAAGGACGGCUGA
Molecule: messenger RNA, 1710 nt
Organism: Ectocarpus siliculosus
Lineage: Eukaryota; Phaeophyceae; Ectocarpales; Ectocarpaceae
Source: the annotation of a GenBank genome assembly